Molecule: messenger RNA, 1653 nt
Organism: Pocillopora verrucosa
Lineage: Eukaryota; Metazoa; Cnidaria; Anthozoa; Scleractinia; Pocilloporidae
Source: RefSeq, a predicted model, not a curated record
ACAGUUCUACUGGACGUUUUGGUAGUUCCUUCGUUUCUUGACAGUGUGAACCCUUCAACUUGAAUUUGUGGUAUCUAUUAAAUAUGCCGUCUGUAGAUGGUGAAGAAAAUGGCGAGGAGGAGGUGGAAAGGAGCCCUAAUGAAGACGAGAACAUGAGUGAAGACGAAGAGGAAGAGAGCAGCCUGAGUUCCGACGAAUCGUCUUCCGAGUCCAGCAUCGACGAAACAGAAAACGAGAGAAGAAGAAAUGAAUGUCUUAAUGACAUGGCAGACCUGGAAAGACAAUUUAGCGACCUGAAAGAACAGUUGUAUCGAGAGCGCAUCAGCCAAGUUGAGAAGAAGUUGGAUGAAGUACAAUCUGAAUGUGCCAUGGAGUACACAGGCCCUGUUGGUGAAUUGAAGGAGAUGUGUGAGAUAAGAAUUGAAGUUGCAGGAAUUUUACGAAACUGUAGGUUAGGGAACGUAAGAAACAAAUAUGAUGCUGAUGAACAGGCUGCCAAACAACAUUAUGAGAGUGAAAAGUUGGCCUUGAUGGAAAGCAUGAAGCAAGAGUUGGAAGAAAAAAUUAGAAAAUUAGAAGAAGAUAAACAAAAUAUGGAUAUAUCAGCUGAUAUCUGGCUUGAAUCCCAGUCACUUAAAAAGAGGCACAGGAAGUCAUCUGAUGGAUCCAUGCUCUCUGACAAAAGACGGAAGCCUGUCACUGUUACAGGUCCCUAUAUUGUGUAUAUGUUAAGAGAAAUGGAUAUUCUUGAAGACUGGGCAGCCAUCAGGAAGGCAAAAGGGGCAUUGGCAAGGAGAAGACAAGAAAGUGGUUGUCAAUCUGAGAAAAGUCCAUUCAGUGCACGAUAUGAAGAUGGAAAGCUUUACUAUGAAGGAGAAUGGUUCCACAAAGGUGAUCGUGUACUGAUAGAGAGCAGAAAUGAUACACAUUCCAGUGCUGUAGUUACAGGAAUCAACACUGGAGAGGUGUGGGUGAGAAAAGGAGAUGGAUCAAAAACAAAGUUGUACAUAGGACAAUUACAGAAAGGAAAAUACAGGAUAAAAAUGUCAUGAAAAAUAAUUGAUUAAGUGCUACAUUUUGAUUUACGUUGUAUAGAAUCUGUUAGAUUUCAGUCUAUUUUGAGACAGAUUGUACCAGGACACUUUGAUAGUUGUUAUAUGUGUAAUAUAGUUGGUGCAUAUCACAUGACACUUUGACAUCAUGGCAUGUUGCUGUGACAACAGUGAUGUCUUGAGGAUGGUAAUUUUCAAAUCCAUCAAACUGUCAUGAGAAAUUCAGCAUGUUAACUUGCUCAUGCACAACUGGAAGCAAUGAAAGUUGACCGAUGUAUCCUGACCCUUGGGACAAGAAAGCACAAGACCUAAGGCCCAAAAAAGAGAGCCACAGAGAGUGAGAAGAGAAAACUGAUGUAUAAGAAUUAAGAUAAACAGGAUAAAAGAUAUCAAGGUCAGGAAAGGUUGGCCAGAGAGGGAAGUCUUUUAGUAAUGAGCAAUAACUGAAUCACAAGGAAAACUGUCAGCUACACAAUGUAAAUAAGCUCCCAUACUCAAACAUUCAGACUCUUAGAUGUGUGUGAGAAACAAGAUUUCUGUGUUGGUUGUACCUUGGCCAGAGAAAAACAUUAAAAUUUGUUUUCCAGAUGUACUAUUAUCA